This is a messenger RNA of Prinia subflava (tawny-flanked prinia), 1355 nucleotides long. It is a transcript of the gene CRYM, whose product is annotated as crystallin mu. Lineage: Eukaryota; Metazoa; Chordata; Aves; Passeriformes; Cisticolidae. Bases 8 to 952 code for a protein of 314 amino acids. Gene Ontology annotation, molecular function: thyroid hormone binding. Gene Ontology annotation, cellular component: cytoplasm. Gene Ontology annotation, biological process: thyroid hormone metabolic process. The record is from RefSeq and is a predicted model, not a curated record. The transcript is spliced from 8 exons.
UGUCGCCAUGGGCUCGACGCCGCCCGUGUUCAUCGGCGCCGAGGAGGUGGAGAAGCACCUGCACCGCGCCAGCCUCCUGCUGCCGGCGCUGGAGACCGCCCUGGCCGACUUCUCGGCGGGCGCGGCGGGCGGGGUGGUGCAGCCGGUGCGCACCGUGCUGCCCGUGCCCCGGCACGGCGGGUACCUUGGAGUCAUGCCCGCGUACAGUGCUGCAGACGAUGCGCUGACGACCAAGUUGGUGACUUUUUACGAGCACCUGAAGGACUCCUCUGUGCCUUCUCACCAAGCGACUGUGCUGCUGUUUGAGCCCAGCAAUGGUACUUUGAAAGCUGUCCUGGAUGGCAGUGUCAUUACAGCAAAACGAACAGCUGCAGUUUCUGCCAUUGCUACCAAGUUGUUAAUGCCAGCUUUUUCAGAAGUGCUGUGCAUUUUGGGAGCUGGUGUUCAAGCAUACAGCCAUUAUGAUAUCUUCACAGAACUGUUCACAUUUAAAGAGGUGAGGGUGUGGAACCGCACGCGGGAGCGGGCGGAGCGGUUCGCGGGCGCCGUGCGCGGCCCCGUGCGCGUCUGCGCCUCCGCGCAGGAGGCCGUGACCGGCGCCGAUGUCAUCGUGACAGUCACCAUGGCCACGGCUCCCAUCCUGUUUGGGGACUGGGUGAAGCCAGGUGCCCACAUCAACGCUGUUGGAGCAAGCAGACCAGACUGGAGAGAACUGGAUGAUGAGCUGAUGAAGAAUUCUGUUCUGUUUGUGGAUUCCAGAGAAGCUGCUCUUACAGAAUCAGGAGAUGUUAUUUUAUCAGGGGCGGAGAUUUUUGCUGAGCUGGGGGAGGUAUUGAAGGGUACAAAGCCAGCCCUGCCUGAGAAAACAACAGUGUUUAAAUCAUUGGGGAUGGCAGUUGAAGACACAGUAGCAGCAAAAUUUGUUUAUGAUGCGUGGUCAGCUGGUAACUAAAGAGAGAAGUCUGCAAUGCCAAUGAGGCCAAGAAAAUUGUUUGCACUUAGUUUCCUCUAAUCCAGUGUUAACAAGAAAGGCACCGAUCCUAUUUGAAUAUGGCCCUUCUAGAACAUUCAAGAAGGAAAAGUAAAAUUUCAGCAAGAAACUAAUUUCAAAAGUCUUCUAAUUCCAAGUAUUAGAUACUUGCAGUAUUGCUAAUAAAUGUCUCUCUUUUGUAACAGCAAGUAUUAGAUGUUUGUAGUGAUGCUAAUAAGGGUAUUUUUACAUAUUUUGGUAUCAUUCUGGAAUCAAUGCCUUUCCUCCCUAAUUAUUUAUGUAGCAGAAGCCUGUGUGUAGAUGUAAUGUUUUUUUUAGAGGGAUAAUUCAUUGUGGUGUAAAAUAAAUCAGUUUGAAGAAUGGA